AGAAGAAGCAGGGCUCUCCGUUUUUGGGGGGUGACGGGCGGGUCGACCGUUUUUCAUCCGCUGGAGAGUCCUGCUUGAACGGUGAGCAGGAGACACAACACACCGCCGCGGAGCAGCCCGACCCACGCCUCAACAGAAUCACACCGACGUGUGCCGUCCAAGCUCGGACAGACAGAGCCCGGAGGAAGGGUCAUCGCAGGUCGCUUUACGAAUCGGAACCUAGGAGCUUUUGUCCCUCUCCAGAUCCUGCGGGUCUGGGGGCUUUCAGCAGGGGCGGCGGACACGAUCCCGCACGCCCAGGGAAGGAGGCUGGAAGUCGGGGACGCUUCUAGCCAGCAGGACCGGGGCGCAGUGGCGACUGAGCGUUCGGGCUGUGGUGAACCCUUUGCGGCUACGUGGAUGGGAUGGAGCCGGGACCAUCAAGCGCUGAUGUGCCCGUGGGGCCAUACCCCCCACCCCUGCAGCAGGUGUUCCAGGCACCCCGCAGGCCUGGCAUGGGCACUGUUGGCAAACCCAUCAAGUUGCUUGCCAAUUACUUUGAGGUGGAGAUCCCAAAAAUGGACGUUUACCACUAUGAAGUGGACAUCAAACCUGAAAAGUGUCCUCGCCGGGUCAACAGAGAGGUUGUGGAGUACAUGGUCCAACAUUUCAAACCACAGCUCUUUGGUGACCGAAAGCCAGUUUAUGACGGAAAGAAGAAUAUCUACACUGUUUUAGCUUUACCUAUAGGCAGCGAAAAGGUGGACUUUGAAGUGACCAUCCCUGGUGAAGGGAAAGAUCGCAUCUUUAAAGUGUCUAUUCGUUGGCUGGCCAAGGUGUCGUGGAGGCUGCUGCAGGAGACGCUGGUCAGUGGACGUCUGCAGGUCCCUCUGGACUCUGUUCAAGCCCUCGAUGUGGCCAUGAGACACCUGGCCUCCAUGAGAUACACUCCAGUCGGACGCUCCUUCUUUUCUCCUCCUGAAGGCUACUAUCAUCCUCUGGGUGGAGGCAGAGAGGUGUGGUUCGGCUUUCACCAGUCUGUCCGGCCGGCCAUGUGGAAGAUGAUGCUCAACAUUGAUGUAUCUGCAACGGCCUUUUACAAAGCCCAGCCUGUCAUCGAGUUCAUGUGUGAAGUUCUGGACAUCCGCAACAUUGACGAGCAGCCGAAGACACUCACUGACUCGCAAAGAGUCAGAUUCACCAAGGAGAUCAAAGGCCUGAAGGUGGAAGUUACGCACUGUGGUCAAAUGAAAAGGAAGUACCGCGUCUGCAACGUUACGCGUCGCCCUGCUAGCCACCAAACGUUUCCUCUCCAGCUUGAGAGCGGGCAGACAGUAGAAUGUACAGUGGCUCAAUACUUUAAACAGAAGUACAACCUGCAGCUCAAAUACCCCCACCUGCCCUGCCUACAGGUGGGACAGGAGCAGAAGCACACCUACUUGCCCCUAGAGGUGUGUAAUAUUGUAGCAGGACAGCGGUGCAUCAAGAAACUGACAGAUAAUCAAACAUCCACCAUGAUCAAAGCUACGGCGCGCUCGGCACCAGACAGACAGGAGGAGAUCAGCAGACUGAUGAAGAAUGCAAAUUUUAAUCUUGACCCGUACAUUCAAGAGUUUGGUAUCAAGGUGAAGGACGACAUGGCAGAGGUGACGGGGAGAGUUCUGCCUGCACCGAUCCUGCAGUACGGUGGUCGGAAUCGUGCCAUUGCGACUCCCAACCAGGGUGUGUGGGACAUGAGAGGAAAACAGUUUUAUAACGGGAUUGAGAUCAAAGUUUGGGCCAUCGCCUGCUUCGCCCCGCAGAAACAGUGUCGAGAAGAGGUGCUCAAAAACUUCACCGACCAGCUGCGCAAGAUCUCAAAGGACGCAGGGAUGCCCAUCCAGGGCCAGCCAUGUUUCUGUAAGUAUGCACAGGGAGCAGACAGCGUGGAGCCCAUGUUCAGACAUUUGAAGAACACUUACUCUGGCCUUCAGCUCAUCAUCGUUAUUCUUCCUGGAAAAACACCCGUCUAUGCUGAAGUGAAGCGUGUUGGAGACACUCUUCUUGGAAUGGCCACUCAGUGUGUGCAGGUGAAAAACGUGGUGAAAACGUCCCCUCAGACGCUCUCUAACCUCUGCCUCAAAAUCAACGUCAAACUGGGCGGCAUCAAUAACAUCCUGGUGCCACAUCAACGGUCUGCAGUUUUCCAGCAGCCAGUGAUCUUCCUGGGAGCUGAUGUUACUCACCCUCCGGCUGGUGAUGGAAAGAAACCCUCCAUUACUGCUGUGGUGGGCAGUAUGGACGCUCAUCCCAGCAGGUACUGUGCUACAGUACGAGUCCAGCGGCCCAGACAAGAGAUUAUUGAAGAUCUCUCAUACAUGGUUCGAGAACUGCUCAUCCAGUUCUACAAGUCAACUCGCUUCAAACCCACACGAAUCAUCUUCUACCGGGAUGGGGUACCAGAAGGACAGUUACCUCAAAUCCUGCACUAUGAGCUGUUGGCCAUCAGGGACGCUUGCAUCAAACUGGAGAAAGACUACCAGCCAGGCAUCACUUACAUAGUAGUGCAAAAACGCCACCACACACGUCUCUUCUGUGCCGACAAGUCUGAAAGAAUUGGGAAGAGUGGGAACAUUCCAGCAGGAACGACGGUUGACACCAGCAUCACGCAUCCAUUCGAGUUUGAUUUCUACUUGUGUAGUCAUGCAGGCAUUCAGGGCACCAGCCGACCCUCUCACUACUAUGUCCUGUGGGACGACAAUCGCUUUACGGCUGACGAGCUGCAGAUUUUAACCUACCAGCUGUGCCACACAUACGUGCGCUGUACCCGCUCCGUAUCCAUUCCAGCACCAGCCUACUAUGCCAGGCUCGUUGCCUUCCGAGCACGCUACCAUCUAGUGGAUAAAGAACAUGACAGCGGAGAAGGCAGCCACGUCUCUGGGCAGAGUAACGGUCGGGACCCCCAAGCGCUGGCUAAAGCUGUGCAGAUUCACCACGACACCCUGAGGACCAUGUACUUUGCCUGAGCCUGUUUCUUUGCCACCCUUCACCGGGCACCCCCUCGAGCCAGUACACUGGGUGCUACCAGUUCACCUGGACAGAACUGAAUAUGGAGUUACACACUAUGUUUUGUUUAAUCUGGCUGAACUAUGCUCUUUUUUUUUAUUUAAUUGUGUAUUAUUGUGUACUACCUUCACACUCCUACAUGUAAGUAUGUAUGCAAUAUGGAGGGAAAGAAUGCAGAUGAAUCUGUUGUUUUGUAUGCCACUACAAAGCUGCCUCUUAAAGGGACAGUUCACCUAAAAAUGAAGAUUCUGUCACCCUCAUGUCGUUACAACUUUCUGCCUAACAUCCUCUUUUGUGUUCCACGGCAAAAAGAAAGUCAUAGAGAUUUGGAACGACAUGAGGGUGAGUUUCAUUUUUGGGUGAAUUAUUCCUUUAACAUGUCCGUUUGUUCGGGCACUUGAUGCAGAAGCCCCGAAUAGAGGAAUUGUUUUACUUCUUGCGUUUUGCAUUAUUUUUUAUUGUUAUUGCGAUUUUUUUUUUUUUUUGGUGAAUAUAUGGUACAUUAGCACUUAGUUUUAGUUUAGACACCACGCGGCCAGCAUUAAUGUAUCGUCUGUGAAGCUGUACACCGACAGUCUCACAAACGAAGUGCAGAUGGCGAUCGACUGUAGCAUGCCACAGACACAGGUGUCUCCCACCAUUGUCGCGGCGGUGUCACGGGUGUAGCCAAUCGUAUUUAGACUUGCCUCGUUAGUUAAAGAGUGGUCGCAUAACAAUAGAUGGACCAUGGGGUGCGUUAAGUGCACUUGCAUCAGCAUAACAUCGAAACCAGCAUUAUGCACCAGCCAUAUGCGAUGCCAACCGUGUAAAAGGGCCCUCGUCUUUAAGAUGUGCAUAUUUUUGCACUUGAUUCCUCUACGCUCUUCUAGAAUGGGGUGAUUUUGCUAGUUUAAUCAUCACACACACUUUCUGUGCACAUAAAUCUUCCUGCACUUAAAGGAAUAGUGAAAAAUGAACAUUUUUGUCAUCAUUUACUCAACCAUAUUAUUUUCUUUAUUCGGUAACACUUUACAGUAAGGUUCUGUUUGUUUACAUUAAUUAUUGCUUUAGGUAUAAUGAACUAACAGUGAACAAUUUCUUUGGUAAUGUUAAUUAAUCAGUACAAUUGUUCAUUGUUAGUUCAUGUAAGUUCAUAAUGCAUUAGCUAAUGUUAACAUAUACAACUUUAUUUUAAAAAUGUAUUAGUAUAUGUUGAAAUUAAUAUUAACCAAGAUUAAUAAGCACUAAAAUAAAGUAUUGUUCAUUGUUAGUUCAUGUUAACUAAUGCAGUUAAAUUAAUGUUAAGUGUCACCCUUUAUUCUGUGAAGCACAAAGUGAGAUGUUAGGCAGAAAGUUUGAGAUACUACUCUUAUAAAUACUACAGAAGUGAAGGAUGCUUUAUACUGGCAAGCUCCAAAAAGGACUAAACACAAUAAAAGUAGCUGUAUUCCAAGUCUUCUAAAGCCAUACGGUAGCUUUGUGUGAGGAAUAAAAUCUCUUUGCACUUGUUUUAUAGAUAAAAAAUGGUGCCUUGGAUGCAUUGUGCCAAGUUUGAUGUCAAUCUUGGAAAAUGCCAUUGUUUUUUAGGGUGAUCGCAGUGCAUUUAAAGGAAUUUUCCAUGCUCGACACAAGGUAAACUCAAUCAACAGCAUUUGUUGCAUAAUUUGAUCCCCCCUUUGAUCCUUACACUAAGGCACUUACAAUGGAAGUGAAUGGGGCCAGUCCAUAUACAUUAAAAUACACACUGUUUCAAAUGUGUAGCCACAAAUUUUAUGGUGCAUUUUUGGAGCCUGAUAAUAAAAAAUCACCAUCCACUUUCAGUCACUUGCUUGUUAAAGGGUUAGUUCAACCAAAAAUGAAAAUCCUCUCAUGAUUUACUGACCUUUAAGCCAUCCCAGAUGUGUAUGUCUUUCCUUCUUCAGCAGAACUGAAGAUUUUUUUGGUCCAUACAAUGCAAGUAAACAGGUGUUAUCAGGCUGCUGGCUGUUUGACGGUCCAAAAGUCACAUUUAGGCAGCAUAAAAGUAAUCCACACGACUCCAGUUGAUCAGUUAAUGUCUUCUGAAGGAAAUCGAUAGGUUGGUGUAAAACAUAAAUCGAUAAUUAAAACUUUUAUUAACUUUUUAAGUUAAAAAAAUAUGUAGUUUUUUACACAAACCUUCAGUUCUGCUGAAGAAGGAAGGACAUAAGCAUCUGGGAUGGAUUAAAGGUGAGUAACUCAUGAGAGAAGUUUCAUUUUUGGAUGAACCAACCCUUUAAGCUCAGACAUUCUGCCUAGCAUCUUUUGCGUUUCAACCAAGAAAGAUAAUAAUAUGCGUUUGACGGGGGAGGAGGCUGUAAAAGAUGGCAAAAUAUUCAUUUCAGGGUGAACUAUUCCUUUAAACCGUUUCUUCCACUGACCUCUGUAAACAAAGCAAUACAAGGUCACCGAGAGCAGCUAGAGAAACUCGUAUGGCACAUUAGAGCUGCUAUAGGAGGUUGAGACGCACACGUUAUGAUAUCCAUUUGUAUCUACCAAGAAAUCAAAUAAUGCAGGAUAUCUUUAUGUAUAUAGCUACCCACAACCUUCCUACACACAGGCUUGUGAAGGCUUUGCUUUCCUAAUGGACCACCGACAACCCACAUCACUCCUACCCUUACGUAGUCCUGCAUUGUUUGGAAAGGUCUUGCCAGUAACACUGCCACAUUCCCUGCCCACCUCACAAGCACCUUUAACCCCUCGCCUCAUUUCUGUUGAUGCAGUGAGCAUGAUGGGCACGCAGGAAAAUGCCUUUUCCACAGGUUAGGGGUACAUUAUGCCAUGUAAUCAUGUCAUAUGGUGGAUGUAUGAACUGCAUGUUUAAACUGAACUCGUUGUAAGUGGAGCCUCUCUGUAUACACGUUAAGAUUGUGUCCUUAUACAUUUGAUGCUGUACAUUUCCCGUUCGGUCUUAUUUACUCACCUUUAUGUCGUUCCAAAACUGGUAUGCUGAUAUUUUAUUCAUCAAACACAACUAGGAAUUUUGACGUAUCUUCACACAGCUCUUUUCCAUACAACGGUAGUUCAUAGUGACCACGUAUAUCAAAGAAAACAUUAAAAGCACCAUGAGAGUAUUUCAUAUGAAUCGUGCACUAUAUUCCAAGUCUUCUGAAGUUAUACAAUGUCUUUACGUGAGGCACAGACUGAACUUUUGUUGUUACCUUACGGCAAAACUUUGAAAUCUUGCGUUAAAAGAUUCAAAAAGGCAUGUCGGUGCAUCAUGCCAGAAUGCCAAAAUGCCACUGGUUCUCGCACGCGUCGUUACCUAAUGCGGCAUGCCAGUUCAAAUGUGCGCAGUGGAGAAUAUUUGAGAACUAGAUGGGAAGGUUAUCAGUGAAUAACGGUUUAAAUUGCGGUCUCUUCCUCACACAAAGCCAUCAUUUGGUUUCAGCAGACUAGUGCACAAGACUACUUUUAUGGUACUUUAUUGGUUUUAUGUCAUUUUUUGCAUUCAGCAUACAGGUUUUGUACAACAUAAGAGUGAGUUUAUAAUGAUAUACGGUUCAGAUUGCUUGAACUACUCCUUUAAUGAAACCUUUUGCAAUGUAGAGUGGCAAAGGUUCUCCACAAGGCGGCAAUGUUGAUGCCUCAACUCAGCCUCAAAGCGUUUGAAAAUGGUGUGUUGUAAUUCAUAGGGAUUUUAAGACAUAACGGUUUAACAUGAUUUAUUUUGACUUAUGUUUAUGAAAUGUAUACAAAGACAUGCCUUUAUAUAUUAGGUUUUAGCAAACCCAACAAGCUGAUUUUUAUUGAUUCCCCACUGUAUAUUGAUCUGGUCUUUCCUAGACAAAAUAUUCUGAUGCAGUACUUGACUCUCAAAAGCCACGGGGCACCACAUGGGUGAAGAACAUGGAGGUGCACAGUGGCGUAACUGGGGAGUGAACUUCACCCGACCUCACUGUUGAAGCAAUAUUAAGCCACUGAUAAAGAACUGUCCUUGUCAUAGCACUUCCCAAUAGAUUCAAUGAAUGAACACAUAAGCAAGUCAUUUUGGCUCUGUAUGUUAUAGUGAGAGGACUUUGUUCGGAACGGUUAUUUUUUAAAGAAAAUUAAAGUUGUUUUUU
Molecule: messenger RNA, 7085 nt
Organism: Myxocyprinus asiaticus (Chinese sucker)
Lineage: Eukaryota; Metazoa; Chordata; Actinopteri; Cypriniformes; Catostomidae
Product: protein argonaute-1
Exons: 19
Coding region: 405-2984 (859 amino acids)
Molecular function (GO): RNA binding; protein binding
Source: RefSeq, a predicted model, not a curated record